UCUUCAGUAUCUACUCACUAGUAGUUUUGUUGUUGCCUCCAGUGACCCUCUCUAAUGUGUGUUUUUCCUGUGCACCAGGAUUCUUGUGUACACACCGGCUCUCGCCAUGCUGUUUACCUAACCUGCCUUAGCCUUAUCUACCAUCUCACCAACAGUACCUUUAAACACUAUUAGUUUUUACCAAUAAUUGUUAUGUUCUACAUCUGCUCUUGGGUCAGCUGACAACCAACUGUAAGAAGUAAAGUAUCUGGCAAGACCACAACUGGUGGCCAAAGUAGCAUGGCUCCAUCACUUCUUGCAGCAGCAGGAGGACUUCUGUUACUUUUCUCCUUCUCAUCAGGACAAGUCAGAGUAGACAAUGUUACAGCAUGCACCACGAAUGGCUUUGGAAAGUACUGUCCAACUACAUGUGGAAUGGCUGAUUACUUACUGAGUGAACUUCAGAAUUUAAUUUCAUACAACGAGAGGAAAAUGGCAGACUUGAAACAACUCUACAUUCAGCUGCAGCAGAAAUGCAAGGAAUCCUGCAAAGACACAGUUAAGAUCCAGCCUACCACAGGGAGAGACUGUCAGGAUGUUGCAAACAAAGGAGCCACCACCAGUGGUCUUUACUAUGUGAAACCAGCAAAAGCCACAGAGCAGUUUCUGGUCUAUUGUGAGAUUGACAGCUUUGGACGUGGCUUUACAGUAAUACAGAGGAGACGCGAUGGAAGCGUGGACUUCCGCAAGGACUGGAUUCAGUACAAGCAGGGCUUUGGUUAUCUCUCAUCAGAUGACACAACUGAGUUCUGGCUUGGCCUAGAGAAGAUGCAUCUCCUGACUGCCACUUCAAGCAUGCCAAAUGUGCUCAGGAUAGAACUUGUUGACUGGGAAGGAAACAAAAAGUAUGCCGACUACAACAUGUUCAGAGUUGGACCAGAGAUCGACAUGUACCGUCUAACAUACGGCUUCUACUUUGGCGGUGAUGCUGGAGAUGCUUUCGAUGGCUAUGACUUUGGUGAUGAUCCCAGUGAUAAGUUCUACACGUCUCACAAUGGCAUGCAGUUCAGUACCCACGACAAGGACAAUGACAAGUACGAUGGCAACUGUGCUGCGCAGGACGGCUCCGGUUGGUGGAUGAACAGAUGUCAUGCUGCACAUUUGAACGGCAAAUACUACCAGGGUGGCAGGUACACAGAGAAGGAUGCAGGUGAAUUUGGCUACGACAACGGCAUUAUUUGGGUCACAUGGCACGACCGCUGGUACUCCCUGAAAGAGACCACCAUGAAGUUCAUUCCCCUCAGUCGCAUCACAGCAGGUGGUCGACAGCAGGCUGGGGAGAAACAGUUUGGUGGACUUGGAGAUGCUUAAAAAGUAGAUUAAUAUGGUUGUGGUCUGUUAAGGCUGCAGUUAAGGUGUUUAGUAUAACAGCACUGAAAUCGCCUUAAAUGAAAUAACACGCCUCCUUGGAAGAUCUCUGACAGAAAUUAGUAAAUAACAUGACUCCAUAAUGUCUCGACUUUAUGAUGUGUCCAUGUUUUGCUGAUCUGACCGGCAACAAUUUCCCAUUUUUCAUUCAGAAAAGUGGUCCUCAGCGUUGCUUUGACCACUAAAUAAAAGUAUUUUCUUAACCAAA
Messenger RNA from Micropterus dolomieu (smallmouth bass), 1615 nucleotides. Its product is annotated as fibrinogen gamma chain-like. The transcript is spliced from 9 exons. The record is from RefSeq and is a predicted model, not a curated record. Gene Ontology annotation, cellular component: fibrinogen complex. The coding region runs from base 280 to 1350 and encodes 356 amino acids. NCBI's taxonomy places the organism in Eukaryota, Metazoa, Chordata, Actinopteri, Centrarchiformes, Centrarchidae. Gene Ontology annotation, biological process: platelet activation; protein polymerization; blood coagulation. Gene Ontology annotation, molecular function: signaling receptor binding.